Molecule: messenger RNA, 929 nt
Organism: Apis mellifera (honey bee)
Lineage: Eukaryota; Metazoa; Arthropoda; Insecta; Hymenoptera; Apidae
Gene: vito
Product: nucleolar protein 12
Exons: 4
Coding region: 183-869 (228 amino acids)
Cellular component (GO): nucleolus
Molecular function (GO): RNA binding
Source: RefSeq, a predicted model, not a curated record
CAACACACUACAUUCAACAUGUUUUCUGAUGUUACAUCUUACUAGAUGAGGGAUUCUUUUCAUGAAAAUGAUUUCUUACACAUGCGCAAUUAGGAAAACUAAAAAACUAUAUGAAGUAAUUAUAGGUUAUCAACAUAACCUAUAAAUAAAAUACUUACGUAUAUACGGCGCUAGAUACAAAAAUGCAACCAAAAUUACUUAAUGUAAAUAAAAUGCCCAGUCAACCAAAAAAACGUAGAAAAAUUAAUCUUGUAUUUGAUGAGAAUAAAAGACGAGAAUUUCUGAAAGGAUUUCGUAAAAGAAAAUUACAAAGACAACAAAAAGCUAAAGAAGAAUUGCAACAACAAUUAAAAGAAGAAAGAAAAAGAAUUAAACAUGAGACACGAGAACGUUACAAAAAGUUAUUGUCAAAUCGUGAUAUUCCUGAAAUUCAACAAUUAUUGUCUCAGCAAGAAUAUGAAACAGAAGGACAUACUGUUAGUAUACUAGAAUUAAAUAUUGAUGAUUUAGCAGAAAAAAAUGCAUUAAUUGGUGAAAAUAAAGGUACUAAUAAUUCAGAAAGGGAUAGGGGAAUAGAAACUGACAAAAAUUCUGAAAAUGAUGAAGAAAUUGUAGGAAUGUCUAUAAAGGAAAAAGAACAAAUUAAAAGUUCAAAAGAAAAUAUAAAAAAUAAACAAAUUGACAAUAGAAAAGAUUUAAAGAAAGCAAUAAAAAAAGCUGCAUUAAAACAAGUGAAAAAAAGUAAAGCAUUUCAAAAAAAACAAAAAUUAGAACGUCAGAAAAAUAAAAAAGAAAGUAUGAGAAAACGUAGAAGAAUUGAGAAAGCUCAAAAACGUAUUGGAAAACCAAAAAAAAAAUUAAAUUGUUAGGUUUUUCAAAAUUUUCUUUUUAAAUAUUAUUAAUAGCAUGUAAUAAACAGUUUUAUAGUA